Molecule: messenger RNA, 4105 nt
Organism: Labrus bergylta (ballan wrasse)
Lineage: Eukaryota; Metazoa; Chordata; Actinopteri; Labriformes; Labridae
Source: RefSeq, a predicted model, not a curated record
UCCAGAUCAGCACCUUGAGAGUCCUCAUCAUCUGUCGUGGAGAGAGUGGCACGGCCGAGCCGAGGCGUAACAUUUUGAAAGGCUGUGUUCAGUGGAUAUCCACAGGGAGCGGGGGAUGAGUAAAUUUGGGAGGUUUGUCGGAGCAAAUCACGGAUUUUAAAGUGCGAAAUAACAACAAACAACUGAUAAGUUUUGUCCUGGAAGGAAUCUUUGGGAGUAGACCAGCAGAGACCUGCAGGAAACCAUUCAACUUCUACCUCCCAUGCGAAACCUAAACAGAAACCAGAUUUACAUCCCAGCAUGGUUGAUCACGGGCUCCAUGGCAUAAAGCCCGUCCUCACACUCAGCCAGUCCCUGCGGAGGAGCUACCCGAGGAGCUAUACUCUGACGCCCCGCUGCCAUUUUCCACAGCCCGAGGGGAACCAGGAAGCAGCCGGCAGGAGCCAUGCCUGCCCUGGCCACUGGAGCCGGCCACGAGCCAGGUCUGUACGAACUGCUGGCCGCUCUGCCGUCCCAGCUGCAGCCGCAUGUCAGCCGCCCCGAGGACAACACCUUCCUCCAGGACAUGUUCGGGGAGAGGAGCCUGCAGUCGCUGGUCAAGAUCCAUGAAUGGCUGCAGAAAUAUGAAGACAGCAAACCCAUACCCGUUCUGGACAACGCUGCAGCUCUGGCCCAUCAUUUAUCUGUGGAGCUGGAGGGGAAAUCAGCCAACGGAGAAAUCAAAGAGCUUCUCCAAAUACUGGCCAAACCCCACGUCAAGAGCCUUUUGUCGGUCCAUGACACCGUCGCCCAGAAGAGUUAUGACCCCGAGCUACCUCCGCUGCCUGAAGACCUCGACGACGAUGAGGAUUCAGUGAAAAUAAUAAGACUGGUGAAAAACAAGGAACCUCUCGGAGCAACGAUAAGACGUGAUGAACACACAGGAGCCAUAAUCGUGGCCCGCAUCAUGAGAGGAGGAGCAGCCGACAGAAGUGGACUGAUUCAUGUGGGCGAUGAGCUAAAGGAAGUCAAUGGAAUCCCCGUGGAUGACAAGAAACCAGAGGAAAUCAUUCGUAUUCUGGCCCAAUCACAAGGAGCCAUUACAUUUAAAGUCGUCCCAGGGGUCAAGGACGAGGCGCCGUCCAAAGAACCAAAGGUGUUUGUGAAAGCACUCUUUGACUACGACCCUAAGGAGGAUAAUGCCAUCCCGUGUAAAGAGGCUGGACUGGCCUUCAAGAAGGGCUCCAUCCUUCAGAUCAUGAGCCAGGAUGAUGCGACCUGGUGGCAGGCCAAGCAGGAGGGGGACACCAACCCUCGUGCCGGCCUAAUCCCGUCCAAACAGUUCCAGGAGAGGAGAUUUGCUGUGCCGCGACCCAUUGCCACUGUGCCGUCACAGAAGAUCUCUCGACGAUCAUCUGGGUUCAGGAGAAGCUUCCGUCUCAGCAGGAGGGACAAGAAGACCAACAAGUCCAUGUACGAGUGUAAGAAGAGUGAGAUAUACGACAUGGCUGACGUGCCCACGUAUGAGGAGGUCGCCCCAUACCGCAGGCAGAGUGGAGCUAAACACCGACUGGUGGCCCUAGUAGGACCCGCAGGAGUCGGCCUGAAUGAGCUCAAGAGGAAGCUGUUGAUCUCAGACCCCCAACACUUCAGUGUGACCGUCCCCCACACCAGUCGAGCCAAGAGGAACCAGGAGAGCGACGGCGUGGAGUACCACUUCAUGUCCAAACACCUCUUUGAGACUGAUAUCCACAAUAACAAGUUCAUCGAAUACGGGGAGUACAAAGGGAAUUACUACGGGACCAGUGUGGACUCGGUACGCUCCGUCCUCUCCAAGAACAAAGUGUGCCUAUUGGAUGUCCAGCCUCACACGAUAAAGCACCUGAGGACGUCAGAGUUUAAACCCUUCGUAGUGUUUGUGAAGCCUCCUUCAGUCGAGAGGUUGAGAGAGACCAGACAGAGUGCCAAAAUCAUAUCAGGCAAGGAAGACAAGGGAACCGCCAAGCCGUUCACGGAGGAGGACUUUGAGGAGAUGGUGAAAACUGCCCAGACGAUGGAGAGUCAGUACGGCCAUCUGUUUGAAAAGGUCAUCGUGAACGACGACCUCUCGACCGCCUUCGGCGAGUUGCGGCUGGCGUUAAAGAAAGUGGAAAUGGAGACUCAUUGGGUUCCAGUUAGCUGGACUCACUCCUGAGACUGUAAACGGAGAGAAGGGCAGGGAUUUUACACAAAUAUGCAGGUUUUUAUCUUUUUAUGUCUGAUGUGGCUGGUGUAGGGGGGAGAACAGUUAUAAAACAUGACAGGUGGAUCUGUCGCCAUACCUGAGCUGCUCGGAGCUACAAGCUUCUGCCUGGGAUCAGGUUGGAUUUAGACCUAAGCUGUGGUCUGGAUAUGGAUCUCCAGGUUGGACCAGAUCUUAAAGAGUUGAGGCUAAAGGGGCCCGUCUAGAAUAUGAGCCUUGGACAUUGAUCUGGGUCGCCCCGCCAUGGCCACAAGUCGGAGCUGCUCUGGUCCAAACCAGAAUGUGCAACCAGCCUGGAUGAUCACGCCAGCGGCAGUCCUGCCAGCACGUCAACCAGGCCUCCAUCUUUAGUGUGUUUUUAACAUUAGACAAUUAGAAACCAAAGGUAUCUACAUAUUUCUUCAUGUUUGACAACUUACAUGCAUAUGUCUGUAAAAGAACACAACCUCAGAGGGGGAGACUGUUUUGCUGUGUUCAUGUGCUUCGAUAAUGCUUCCAAGACUGUUACUCCAAACAUGGUCACGUACACUCUCAGCAGUAUGUGUCAUUUUAUUUAAGAGAAAUUAAUAUAUUUUCUGAUAUCCUCCAGUUGUGUUGUUCUGCAAACUUUAAAUACACAUAUCAUAACUUUAAGAGCAACCUGAUCUACAGCUAAGCCCAGUUCUGGCAGGUUUGAUUUGGGUUUUUUUAACACUGGAGGCGUCUCUUCUUUCAUUCAGUGUUUUGAUUUAAUCCCCCCAAGUCUAGUUUUUCCCCUAAAAAACACAUAGAGAGCCAUUUUAUUUAGGUGUUAUAUAUUCCAUUUUAGAGCCUUUUUAAAAAAAAAAAAAAAAAAAAAAGCCAGUCUUCAUCUGAAGGUGCCCAGCAUAACAGCUUUGCUAUUUAAAGUCCCAGAACUGGACACUUUUGGCUGUCUGCUUGUAGAAAAUGUCCACAAUUGUGUUUUAUUAGGGUGGAGUCUUUAUUUUUAUUCACAUAAAAAAUGGCUUAAGCGCCGCUGCCGUCCAGGUUUUUAACUCUUAAGAAAUGCUGAGUAAUUGCUCCUGAUUUGAUGAGAAUCAGCCGUUUAUUUCUAAUUUUAGUCUCCAAUUCCCAUUUCCAUUUAUACUGACUCCUUUCCUUUCAUGCCCCUUCAUAGAGAUUAGUAAUAAGUAAUUAGUCCUGGCUGUGAUUAUCACAACUAUAGCUAAUGAUGUGCAAUUAAUGAGGAGCAACUAAACAUUAAUAAAGGCUGCAAAAAAACAAAAAUAUCAGUGUCUUUCUGACGCUUUUCUAUGAUAUAAAAAGAGGCUGCAAGCUGAGCUGCCGCUAGUUGAGUUUCUUUUUAGAUAGGGAUUCCUAUCUCAUCAAUUCAAAUAACUCGUAAAAAUGAAAUGAAUGAAACUUUAAAAUCAGUGUAACUUUGGCUGGGGGGCUGCUAUCUUUAAAUUGUUCUUCUCACUCACUGUAUGAGCUGUACGGCCAUCUCAGGUUGCAUCGCCCAAAUUCCUUAAACUCAUUUAUUUUGUGUUUUCCUAAAACUUAAGAUUUUUUUUAUAUUUGAUAUCUGUUCAUGUUUAAAAAAGGGUUAUAUGGCGUUUUUAUUCUGUUAUUUAAUGACAUCACACAUUUAAAGGGACGUUAACACCACGCACCUCUUUACUCUCCCCUUCUUUUAUUCAUGUUAGUAACACAUUAAGUUCACUUUUUAUAUAUAUUAUAUUUAAUUUGUUUCCCUCUUCAUGUGUUGCCUCUCUGUCAUGUGUUUAAUUGACUGGAAUCAGAUUUGUAUAGCAAUAAUUUUAUUUCCUUGCUGUAAAUGAAAUGCUGUUUAUGAGCAAGUUGUACGAUUACACGUUAUUCUUGAUAACUACUACAUUUUACAUUAAAGAGAGCUCAACUCCA